This is a messenger RNA of Mastomys coucha (southern multimammate mouse), 4450 nucleotides long. It is a transcript of the gene Sfrp1, whose product is annotated as secreted frizzled related protein 1. Lineage: Eukaryota; Metazoa; Chordata; Mammalia; Rodentia; Muridae. The record is from RefSeq and is a predicted model, not a curated record. Gene Ontology annotation, biological process: negative regulation of canonical Wnt signaling pathway; canonical Wnt signaling pathway; non-canonical Wnt signaling pathway. The coding region runs from base 349 to 1296 and encodes 315 amino acids. Gene Ontology annotation, molecular function: Wnt-protein binding. The transcript is spliced from 3 exons.
CGGCAGCGCGGAGCUGAUUGGCUGCGCGCGGGGAGAUCCAGGGCUCGGCCACCCGCACACGGCGCACUCGAGCUGCAGCGUCGCAAGUCGGUGCAGCAGCCCGCAGCCCGCCGCGCCUCCGCGAGCCGGGACGGCACUCGUCCCCGCGCGCUCCCCGUCCCGCGCCAGCCCCGCCGCGGCGACCUGCGGCAGCCGAAGACCCCAUCGAUCGGAGAGCCGGGGAGCAGCGCGCGGCCGCCGAGCCGGACGGGGCCGGGCACUGCGCCUUUGUCCCCGGAGGCUCCGGGAAGUUUGCAGCGGGACGCGCGCGUGAAGGCAGCGUGGGCAGCCCCGACGUCGCCGAGCAGCAUGGGCGUCGGGCGCAGCGCGCGGGGACGCGGCGGGGCCGCCUCGGGCGUGCUGCUGGCGUUGGCCGCCGCGCUGCUGCUGGCCGCGGGUUCGGCCAGCGAGUACGACUACGUGAGCUUCCAGUCGGACAUCGGCUCGUAUCAGAGCGGGCGCUUCUACACCAAGCCCCCGCAGUGCGUGGACAUCCCCGUGGACCUGCGGCUGUGCCACAACGUGGGCUACAAGAAGAUGGUGCUGCCCAACCUGCUGGAGCACGAGACCAUGGCAGAGGUGAAGCAGCAGGCCAGCAGCUGGGUGCCGCUGCUCAACAAGAACUGCCACAUGGGCACCCAGGUCUUCCUCUGCUCGCUCUUCGCGCCCGUCUGUCUGGACCGGCCCAUCUACCCGUGUCGCUGGCUCUGCGAGGCCGUGCGCGACUCGUGCGAGCCGGUCAUGCAGUUCUUCGGCUUCUACUGGCCCGAGAUGCUCAAAUGUGACAAGUUCCCCGAGGGCGACGUUUGCAUCGCCAUGACCCCGCCCAAUGCUACCGAAGCCUCGAAGCCCCAAGGUACAACCGUGUGUCCUCCAUGUGACAACGAGUUGAAGUCGGAGGCCAUCAUUGAACAUCUCUGUGCGAGCGAGUUUGCACUGAGGAUGAAAAUCAAAGAAGUGAAGAAGGAGAAUGGUGACAAGAAGAUUGUCCCCAAGAAGAAGAAACCCUUGAAGCUGGGGCCCAUCAAGAAGAAGGAGCUGAAGCGGCUCGUGCUCUUCCUGAAAAAUGGUGCCGACUGUCCCUGCCACCAGCUGGACAACCUCAGCCACAACUUUCUCAUCAUGGGCCGCAAGGUGAAGAGCCAGUACCUGCUGACAGCCAUUCACAAGUGGGACAAGAAAAACAAGGAAUUCAAAAACUUCAUGAAAAGAAUGAAAAGCCAUGAGUGUCCCACCUUCCAGUCUGUUUUUAAGUGACACUGGGGCGGACUGGGGAGGGAGUGUGGCUUGGGGUGAGGGUGUGGGCGCGUGGCUGACCCUGGCUCUCGGGGUUCACAUACUGCUCUCACCCAUUACAGUUGUGGCUUUUGCAUCGCACCUGGCUCUGUUCCUACAGCGAUCCCUCUCCCUUUCCCUCCGUAGCCACAUCCAGCUAAGGCCACAGCCCUUUAGAUUAGAAAGGCUUUUUUAAGGGCUGCAGCAGGGCCAGCAGGCACCAUGCAAAGGAGAGGCCGAAUCCUUUCACUGAGCCUCGGGCAUAAAACAGAAAAUGUUUGCUGGUUUGGAACAAAAAAACAAAAACAAAAAAACAAACGGAUUGUAAAGAAGUGCAGGAGGACGGUUGCUCAGCUCUGUGUUGUUCUGGACAUCAUUACCAAUUACUUGUGGAGUCUAAGCCUUUUUAGGUAGAAGGUUUUGAUCAUUGCCAAGUCAGGUGGCUUUCAGUUUGGUAAUAGUAAUCCCCCUCUAUUUCUGCCUUAGAUAGACCACCACCACCUUCAACACACGCACGUACGUACACGCGAGAGUGCGCGCGCAAACACACACACACACACACACACACACACACACACACACACAAAAUUCUGAAAGUAGCCAGGGUAUCCCAAUACAGGAUGGGAUCGAUAAGGGGCUGGAAGGAGGCCACUGCCUACUCUGUUCUCAGCCACCUUCGAUAGGAAACUGUAGGUCUCAGGUGGACUUUCUGCCAGUCCAUCAGGAUGCAAGGAUGGCAGGGAUCUAUCUGCUUUUGUAUGAGGAGAUGUGUGGGCAUGAAGAGACAUGAGGCAUUUCAGGGCGAGAAGCCAAUGGUUGCUAGUUUUCAAAAAUAUAGUGGAAGAAAUGAACAAAUGCAGAAUGUCAAGCAGGUCCGGAGCCAGGGUGAUUGGGGAUCCGGUGUGAACGGCCUCACUUUGUAAUUCCGUCUGUCACAUUUCAAAAAGGAACAGCCACAUAAGCAGGGAUAAAACCCCACACACAUCCUCCAAGGCUUGGGUAAAAGUCCACACUGAGCAUUUCAAAGACUAAUGUCGUCGCUGACUGCCCAAGGCUGCCCUCUUAAUACGCACACUGUCUAUGCAUGUGCUGUGGAAGGCAACUCCGCGCAUGUGCUGUGGAGGAGAUGGGCGUGGCAUCGGUGGUGUGCCUGGCUAUCCUGGAACCAGCAUAGCUGUGGGAGGACACAGUAUUCACAGCGCUGCCCGGACUCUGCAGCUCUGCAAGGAGAGCCCUUUUCCUUAAACAUGAUUGUCUACAAUUCAGACAAAUUUAAAAUCGCUGCCUGCCUGAGCCCUCCACCUUUACUUUUGUAUUCCUCCAGUCACAUUCUUUUAAGGCUUAAGUGCCCUAUUCAAGGAGAUGGUUUCAAAGGCUAACUAACCAUCCACAGUUUUCCCAAGUGCCCAAAGGUAUUUCUCAAAGUUGGUAUGCUUAAUAAGUGAUGUACAUAUUCCAGUUCUCUUAGGCAGCCUUACUCCUGUUGUCCGAGUAGUUCUUUAAAAAAAAAAGUUAAUUUCUUCCACCAAAGUCUGAUUAUUCACACCCUACCACAUCUCACCGGCCACAGUAGCUGUCUCUUUGCCAUACUCAAUCCAGAGGCAGCAUUGAUUGUGAGGAAUCAUGUCAUCUAAUGGCCUUGGACUGACACAGACACAGGAAAAUUCUGGUUACUUCUGAAAGACUCCAGCCUGAGAAGUCACCAUGCCAACCUUGUUCCAGACCUGAGUGGGGUAGUGACUUAAUUAACUUCAUGUUUAGUAAUCUUAUUAUCUUAACACUUUUAAGAAUUCUUCCAACCUUAAUCAUAACGUUAUUAGGAACCUUAAGUGAUUUGCCUAUAAUUGUGGAUGAUUUGAAAAAUGUGUAUGUGCAUUAGCAAUUAGAAAUAGUCUACCUUCUCCUUGUCCAACUGAAGUGCAAAAUCUCAUGAGUGUGUAGAUCUGGGCCUUGAGCUGCUAGUUCAGUUCUUGGUGAGGGUCUGCUCGUUCUGGCAAAGUGUUAUCAUGCGGCAGGGGGCUCUCCCAAGGGUCGGAGGGCUGCCUACAUGAAUUUUUCUGGGGAUGUUAGCAGUUUCACAGAGUAAAAGUGAGGGCCUGUGCUGGGUGGCUCCAGAUUAGGAAUCCUCGGGUAGGAGGCAACCUUCUCAGAAAGGAUUUACAGUCUACUGAUCUCAUGAACUGCAGCGGCUCCCCUCCCAGCCCCACUUCAGAAUCCCCGGCUUUGGAGUUCCAUUGUGGACGCGUGAGGAUCUCAGACACACACAGACCAGUUUUGUCUAUACUACAUCAGCAGUUCCAGACAAAAAGGGAGGCUAUUUAGGGGCUCAAAGCUGCAUGAUCAGCAGUCUUUGUCCUUUUCAACAGAAGGUAUAACAAACCAAGUGCAGACUCGUUAGCUUUGUCCCUGGCUUCCAGUGGAGGCAGUCCAUGUGCCCUCUGACCAGCGUUGCCAGCGAAAGAAAGGGUCAGAUUUGGAAAGCUUUAAAAAAGAGUCACUCUGGACAGGCAGGGAAAGCUAAACCCACCAAACUUUUGGAAACUAUCAGUAGUUAUCUUAGAAAAUAGACUCGGAGGCAAGAAUUGUAAGAAUAUUUUACUUUUUCAAACCUGUAGCAAUCCUCAAAGCUCAUGGUUGGUGGGUUCGUACUAGGUCCUCCCUGGGGCAAAGUCUAAGCCCAGCUCCAGGCUUCCUAUGAAUGUGUAAAUUACAGAAAUCUCGCUUCCCAAAGCUAGAACCCGUUCUUCUUGUUAGCCUCCAUGUAAGCGGAUGCUCUAUUGUACCUUUAUAGCUGGAAAUGGUUCAAGAUGGGCUUCAGAAGCAGACCCGAGGCCACAUCUCCACGAUGGCAUGUUGGCCACUCUGACCUGGCACUGCCGGCCCUAAGCACAUCCGGAAUUCCUGUUGGCCCUAGUUCACCCGUGCGGACUCCGCUUUAUAGCCCAAGCCUUUUAUAAAAAGCUUUGAAUACUGUGAAGAUGUUUUACAUUCCAUUUCCUUCGUGUUGUUUCUUAACUACGUUUGACCAGAUGUUUUGAUGUUAUCACGUAUGUUAAUAGUAAUUCCCAGAUGUGUUUUGUUUUUCAUGCUUUUCCCUGCCAAUGUAUUCACUUCACUAAAAUCACUCGAUCAAUAA